Physeter macrocephalus (sperm whale) is the source of this 1786-nucleotide messenger RNA. It is a transcript of the gene FKBP4, whose product is annotated as FKBP prolyl isomerase 4. The transcript is spliced from 10 exons. NCBI's taxonomy places the organism in Eukaryota, Metazoa, Chordata, Mammalia, Artiodactyla, Physeteridae. Bases 281 to 1675 code for a protein of 464 amino acids. Gene Ontology annotation, molecular function: peptidyl-prolyl cis-trans isomerase activity; protein binding. The record is from RefSeq and is a predicted model, not a curated record.
GCCGGCGGGAGGAACGAACCAGAAACCACCUUUCGUAGGAGCGCCCUGAGCGCCAGAGCCCGAACCGGCCGCCGUCUCUAGAAAGUUCUCCCCCCACGUCCUUCGCGGCCGCCCGGCUCCUCCCAGCCCCUCCCUCCACGGCGGUGGGACCAAUCGCUCCCCCGGCCGCCCACGACCCACCUCCUGCGCCCUCCCGCGCCGGAGCAGAGGUGCGCGAGCCCCGGCCGGCCGCCCGCACAGCCGCGCACUGACUGGCGCCAGCCGCCCGAGGAACGGCACGAUGACCGCCGAGGAGACGAAGGCUGCAGAGAGCGGAGCGCAGUCGGCGCCGCUGCCCCUCGAGGGGGUGGACAUCAGUCCCAAGCAGGAUGAGGGCGUGCUUAAGGUCAUCAAGCGAGAGGGCACAGGCACGGAGAUGCCCAUGAUCGGGGACCGAGUCUCUGUCCACUACACGGGCUGGCUGCUUGAUGGCACCAAGUUUGACUCCAGCCUGGACCGCAAGGACAGAUUCUCCUUCGACCUGGGGAAAGGGGAGGUCAUCAAGGCUUGGGAUGUUGCUGUAGCGACCAUGAAGGUGGGGGAAGUGUGUCACAUCACCUGCAAGCCAGAAUACGCCUACGGCUCGGCGGGCAGCCCUCCCAAGAUCCCUCCCGACGCCACACUUGUGUUCGAGGUGGAGUUGUUUGAGUUCAAGGGAGAGGACCUGACGGAUGAAGAAGAUGGCGGAAUCAUCAGGAGAAUCCGGGCUCGGGGGGAAGGCCACGCCAAGCCCAACGACGGCGCCUUCGUGGAGGUCGCGCUGGAAGGGUACUACAAGGACCAGAUCUUUGACCGCCGGGAGCUCCGCUUUGAGGUCGGUGAGGGGGAGAGUGUGGAUCUGCCCUGUGGGCUGGAGAAAGCCAUUCAGCGCAUGGAAAAAGGAGAACAUUCCAUCGUGUAUCUCAAGCCCAGCUAUGCUUUUGGCAGUGUUGGGAAGGAGAAGUUCCAGAUCCCACCAAAUGCUGAGCUGAAGUAUGAAGUACAGCUCAAGAGUUUCGAGAAGGCCAAGGAGUCCUGGGAGAUGAGCUCAGAGGAGAAGCUGGAGCAGAGCACUGUCGUGAAGGAGCGGGGCACCAUGUACUUCAAGGAAGGCAAGUACAAGCAAGCUCUGCUGCAGUACAAGAAGAUUGUGUCCUGGCUGGAAUUCGAGUCGAGCUUCUCGAACGAGGACGCACAGAAGGCGCAGGCCCUUCGGCUGGCCUCCCACCUCAACCUGGCCAUGUGUCACCUGAAGCUGCAGGCCUUCUCGGCUGCCAUUGAAAACUGUAAUAAGGCCCUGGAACUGGACAGCAACAACGAGAAGGGCCUUUUCCGCCGGGGAGAGGCCCACCUGGCGGUGAACGACUUUGAUUUGGCACGGGCUGAUUUCCAGAAGCUCCUGCAGCUCUACCCCAGCAACAAAGCCGCCAAGGCCCAGCUGGCUGUCUGCCAGCAGCGGAUCCGCAAGCAGCUCGAACGGGAGAAGAAGCUCUACGCCAACAUGUUUGAGAGGCUGGCUGGGGAGGAGAGCAAGGCCAAGGCCACGGUCGCUGUGGGAGACCAGCCCGCCGCGGCCGCCGCCGCCGCCGACACGGAGAUGAAGGAGGAGCAGAAAGACGUGGCGGGGGGCCAGCCUCCCGUGGAGGCGGAAGCUUAGCCCCGCCCAGCCCUGCUCCCGGCUGCCUGCCCCCUCCUCCCUACCCUACUCCACCCUGUUAGUUUUGUAAAAACUGAAGAACUUUGAGUGAAUUAGACCUUUAUUUUUCUA